Messenger RNA from Aspergillus costaricaensis CBS 115574, 1021 nucleotides. RefSeq names its product DUF2011 domain-containing protein. Bases 33 to 956 code for a protein of 307 amino acids. NCBI's taxonomy places the organism in Eukaryota, Fungi, Ascomycota, Eurotiomycetes, Eurotiales, Aspergillaceae. The record is from RefSeq and is a predicted model, not a curated record. The transcript is spliced from 3 exons.
CAAUCCCAUAUACAAAAGCACUGCCGACAGACAUGUUCGACCUCCCCAGCGCAAAGCGCGUCCGUCGCGAAGACCUCCUAACCCGAACAUCCACCUCACCCUCACCCUCCCCACCCCCGGAAUCCUCCCUGACAGACGUGCACCAACGUCUCGGCGCCCUCCUAAACAUCGACUCUCUUCUCGCGCCCCCAUCCGACGACAAUCCAACAACACAAUCCACCACGUCCAACCCAGCCGAAGACGAAGACGAAGAACAAGAAUUCGAAUUCCGACUGUUCAGCGCCCCCGCCAAAUCCUCAUCCAAAAGCGAAGACCAAGCAUCAGCAGCUGCCGAAUCAUCUAGCACAACUCAAGCCCAGAAACUACGUAUUCGGGUACGUUCGCCGACACCCGGCGCCGUGGGCGUGGAAGAUGGACGCUUUGUGAAUCCGUUUCGGGGAUGGGGGUAUUAUUUCUCUGCGCCGGGGAUGAUGGCCGGGGAGAAGGAGAAGGAGCAGGAGGAGGAAGAGAGGUUGAGGGAGAAGAGGAGACAGUUUGAGGAUGUGGCUGUUUCGGGGGUGCAGGUUGUGGGGUUUUCGGGGGUUUCGUGGCCUGGGUGCCAUUUUCCCUGGAGGGUUGUUACGUUGAAGAGUGAGAAGAAGGGUAAGGGCGCGGCGGUGACGUGCGCGAAGGACCCCGCGGAACGGGCACCGACGUCGUUGAAGAAGCCUGGCAAGAAGCGCCGGAUUCAGUUGCGGAAGCGGGUUUCGGCUGCGGAGGAGAGGAAGAAGAAAGAGGAGGAGAAGAAGUUGUUGGAGGCGGAGAAGCGGAAUCGGAAGAAUCGUGAGAAGAAGAUUAAGCGCAGGCAGAAGGCGAGAGAGGAGAAGGCGGCUAAGGCUGCUGCUGCUGGUGCUGGUGGUGAGGUUCCGGCUGGUCAGAUGGAUGUGGAUGUGUCUUCGGAUGAGGGUAGUGAUUGAGGGAGUUGGUUAUCUUAUUGAGUGUAUGUAUGUUCUUCUAGCUCAGUUUCGGCUUAUGAUACCCA